ACUAUUCAAUUCAAAAAUCCUUCUUUUUUGUUUUUGGUAGACACUAUUCAAUAUCUGAUGUCAAAAGGGCUUACACUGUAUGCAGCACUUGCAAUUGAUUCCAUCUGGGAAUAUGGUUAGUAUAAGUCUCUCUGCUUGAUUCUUUGUGGGUGGUGCUUCCUUGGGCAAUUGGGUUUUCAAAUCUGCGUUCUUCUUGACUGGUUGAUGGGUUUCAACUGCAACUGAGAGUGGUUUUGGGAGCUGGGUUUCUGGUUUGAUGAUGAGCACGGCUUCUGCUUGGUGUCCAUAUGGACUAAAUGCUGCUCCUGAGCAUGGAGCGUUACGGGAUUUGGUUCUUCCCAAAAUGGAGUUCUCAAGGUUUCACUAUCCUUCGAAAGGGGAAGUUCUCAGACCGAGCCUGUACUCAAUGUCUGUUUCAACCAUUAACUCAUCUAAGGGAUGGGUAGGUUCUAUUACUGCUUUACCUGAAGUUGGUGAUUUCUUCUGGGAGAAGGCCCCAACCCCCAUUCUUGAUAUGGUUGAUGUACCAAUUCACUUGAAGAACUUGUCUCCUAAGGAACUGAAACAAUUAGCUGAUGAGAUCCGUUCAGAGUUGUCUUUCAUGAUGUCUAAAUCAAGAAAGCCUUUUAAAGCCAGUCUAGCAGUGGUGGAGCUGACAGUCGCAAUUCACCAUGUUUUUUAUGCUCCCAUGGACAAAAUAUUAUGGGAUGAUGGUGAACAGCAGUCUUAUGCACAUAAGAUUCUUACGGGAAGGCGGUCCCUGAUGCAUACACUGAGACAGAAGAAUGGUCUUUCGGGGUUUACAUCUCGCUCUGAGAGUGAAUAUGACCCAUUUGGUGCUGGACAUGGAUGCAAUAGUGUCUCUGCUGGACUGGGAAUGGCUGUUGCACGAGAUAUUAAAGGGAAACGGGAUCAUAUAGUGACAGUGAUCACCAACCAGACCAUUAUGGCUGGUCAGAUAUAUGAGGCAAUGAUCAAUGCUGGGUAUCUGGAUUCUAACAUGGUUGUGAUCCUAAAUGACAGCCAUCACUCUUUACACCCAAAGCUAGAGGAGGGCCCCAAGACAGAGAUAAAUGCUUUGUCUAGUACUCUAAGCAAGCUCCAGUCCAGUAAAUCCUUUCGGAAAUUGAGAGAAGCUGCUAAGGGUGUUACUAAGAGAAUCGGAAAGGGUAUGCAUGAAUUGGCAGCCAAAGUUGAUGAAUAUGCACGUGGUAUGAUGGGUCCGCUAGGAUCAACUCUAUUUGAAGAGCUUGGGUUGUAUUAUAUUGGCCCAGUUGAUGGCCACAAUAUGGAAGAUUUAAUUUCAGUUCUCCAGGAAGUGGCUUCUUUGGAUUCAACAGGACCUGUAUUGGUUCAUGUGAUAACAGAGGAAGAUCAGGGGCUGAAAGAUGACCCAAUAAGUGAAAUAGCAGUUAAACAUCAAGAAGGUACUUGUAGGGUGGAUCCAUUACCCUCUUAUCCAAAGCUGUCAGGCAGUAGUCUGUCUAGGACAUACAGUGAUUGCUUUGCGGAAGCUUUGGUUCUGGAGGCCAAGAGGGACAACAAUGUUGUGGCCAUUCAUGCAGGGAUGGAAAUGGAUCUAUCACUCCAACUAUUCAAGGCAAGAUUCCCGGACAAAUUUUUUGAUGUGGGGAUGGCUGAGCAACAUGCUAUCACAUUUUCUGCUGGUUUGUCAUGUGGGGGAUUGAAGCCUUUCUGUAUAAUUCCCUCCACUUUUUUACAGAGGGCGUUUGAUCAGGUUGUACAUGAUGUGGAUAGACAAAAAAUUCCAGUGCGGUUUGUGAUCACAAGUGCCGGACUGGUGGGCUCUGAUGGCCCCUUGCACUGUGGAGCAUUUGACAUAACAUUCAUGUCGUGCUUGCCAAACAUGGUAGUUAUGGCACCUUCAGAUCAGAAUGAGCUUGCUCACAUGGUGGCCACUGCUGCUCAGAUUGAUGACAGGCCUGUUUGCUUCCGUUACCCAAGAGGUGCUACUACUGGACUGAACAGCAGUGUCUGCAAUGGGGUAGCCCUUGAGAUUGGGAAAGGGAGAGUUCUUUGCCAGGGUAAAGAUGUUGCAUUGCUUGGGUAUGGUGCGAUGGUUCAGAACUGCCUUAAGGCACACUCUCUUCUAACCAGCCUUGGCAUUGUUGUGACCGUCGCUGAUGCAAGGUUCUGCAAGCCACUUGACAUCAAGCUUGUCAGGCAACUUUCUGAGGAUCAUGCCUUUUUAAUCACCGUUGAGGAAGGCUCUGUUGGAGGAUUUGGGUCCCAUGUUGCCCAAUUCAUAGCUCUUGAUGGACAGCUUGAUGGAAGAGUUAAGUGGCGUCCAAUUAUUUUACCGGAUAACUACAUAGAACAUGGAACUCCAAAGGAACAACUUGCUCUUGCAGGCCUGACUGGCCAUCACAUCGCUGCCACAGCAUUGAGCUUGCUAGGUCGCACACGUGAUGCGCUGUUGUUGAUGCGCUAGAAAGGGGCACUGAGCUCAUUGCCAACUUAUUGUUGAACAAUGAGAAGAUUAUGCUAGAACAGCUCCCACCUUUGAGGAUGGCCAUCAGAUUUCCAUAUUCCUUCUGUGCAUAGAGUUGGGUUCUACACAAGAAGUGGUAUGGCUCACUGAACUUCCCUCGAGUUUGUAUAUGUAACAUUGAUUUGUAAUAUAUGUCUGGCUGAAUUUUUGGCUAAAUCAAUGUUAGUUUUUAUCAUUCAAAAGCCAAAAAAAAAUUUUUGUAAGAGGAAAAGAGAAGGCAAAUUUGAAAAUAUCUCAA
This is a messenger RNA of Macadamia integrifolia, 2750 nucleotides long. Its product is annotated as probable 1-deoxy-D-xylulose-5-phosphate synthase, chloroplastic. Gene Ontology annotation, biological process: terpenoid biosynthetic process. The transcript is spliced from 10 exons. The record is from RefSeq and is a predicted model, not a curated record. Lineage: Eukaryota; Viridiplantae; Streptophyta; Magnoliopsida; Proteales; Proteaceae. Gene Ontology annotation, molecular function: 1-deoxy-D-xylulose-5-phosphate synthase activity. The coding region runs from base 257 to 2452 and encodes 731 amino acids.